Messenger RNA from Spea bombifrons (plains spadefoot toad), 1894 nucleotides. RefSeq names its product coiled-coil domain containing 78 (gene CCDC78). The transcript has 15 exons. The record is from RefSeq and is a predicted model, not a curated record. NCBI's taxonomy places the organism in Eukaryota, Metazoa, Chordata, Amphibia, Anura, Pelobatidae. Gene Ontology annotation, cellular component: cytoplasm. Bases 78 to 1781 code for a protein of 567 amino acids.
AUCCAGCAUCAGCUGCCUCUCGCUCUCUGAGAUACCCCCAGGGCCUAUCGCCCCGAAUCAGGGACCCCCGGACCCUCAUGGACCCUCCGGCAGACGGUGACGCCUCUCUCAAGGAGCAGGUCAGGCGGCUGGCCAAUGAAAAUGUGCAGUUACUGGAUCGUAAUGAGAGGCUGUACGCCAAGCUGAACGAAAUGCAGGAGAAGAUGGGGAGGUUGGCCGGCUCCAAGACUGACCUUUCAUCCAAGCUGGUGCUCAGCGAGGAGGAGAAGCUGAAGAUCUCUAAAGAACUGAUAGAACUUCAGAUUGAAACCAACAAGAUCAGAGAACACUAUGAGGCCGAGACGUUUGAACUCAAGAACACGAUCUUGUCUCUGGAGAACCGGCUGAUGUCCCUGGAGCUGAACAAGGAGAAGUUGAGCGGAGAGCACGAGGCUCUGAAGGAGCGCCUCCGCUCGGUGGAGACCAACCGCAAGGAGCUGGCUGAUGAAUACAUUGUCUUAAAGAGCAACUACUUGGCACUGAGCAAAGAACACGAGAGAGAGGUGGCCAAGAACGAUGAGCUAAGUAUGGAACUGCUCAACAUGGCCAACAACAGAGGACACGAUGACACCUUCACCCAGUCCAGGGCCUUGGUCAACGAGGCCACCGCCGAGCUGGAGAGAGUGAGGUCCAUGGUGAACCGGCUGUCUGCCCGCAAGAUCAAGCCGGAAGAGGUGGUCGCCUCGGAGCACGAGCGCAGGAAGCUGGAGAGAAACCUUCUCGGAAAUCAAGACCACAUCAGAGAAGAGAUCGAAAGUCUGAAAAAGAUCCACGGAUCCCAACAGCAGAAACUGGAGGAUAGAGUGGUUGCGAUGGGCAAAGAGGUUCAGGAAGCCAAAAGGGCCAUUCGUAGCACGCAGCACAAGAUGGCGGAACAAUCGGCGGUCCUUCUGACGUCCCAAAGUCAACUGAAAGAACUCGAGGCGGAAAACUCGCGCCUGCAGCUGAGCCUAAAGGAGCUUAAUGAGGAAUAUCGCUCCCGGCUCAACCGCUACAUACAGGAUCUGGCGGAUUACGUGGACGGGAGUGUGAGAGCAGGGGCGUCCGGUAAACCCCAGGUGGAUCCGGUGCGGAUGAAGCAGUAUGUCGACAGUAUGCUCGGUGACAUCAAAGCCUCUCACCGGUCCAGGGAGGAGCAGCUUGCGAGUGCAGCCCGGCAGUACAAGAAGCGCAUGCAGAACCUGUUGAAGAAGCAUGAGAGUCUGCUUAUUGCAUAUCGAAUGCAGCGAGAACAGAUCCUGGCGCUAGGGAACCAAGACAUGGACCCCGGACCCCCUGAGCAUCACUUCUCCAUCACUGAUCCCGAACUGCUGUCUCAGUCAGCGCAGGAACUGAACCGCCUGCGCGAGGACAAGUCCCGGCUGGAGGCGCAGGUCCAGGAGCUGAAGGAGAAGAAGAGGAUUUCUGAUCAUAUAAUUACAUCUAAUCAGCGCGGCACGGGGCAGAACGGGCAGCUCAGCGAAGAGACCUGGGCCGAGAUCCGGAAGCAGCUGCGGGAAUUCACUCAUAACACACAGGAGGAUCUGGAGAAGGAGAGGAGUCAGCUGCUGACCCGAGCCGUGGUGGCAGAAGAGCAAGUAGAGGAGCUGCAGGAAUACGUGGACAAGCACCUGGGCCGUUACAAGCAAGAAAUAACGCGUUUGAGGAAACUCCUGGGUAACGAGGGCCCAAGAGCUUUCAGCGCGGACAAUUCACAUUCACUCCUACUACGAGCAGGCAGGAGAAACAGCCACGAGAUGUGAGGGCGCCCGGCGCUGUGUGCCACCGGGAGUAACAGCCGCGAGAUGUGAGGGCACCCGGCGCUGUGUGCCACCGGGAGUAACAGCCACGAGAUGUGAGGGCACCCGGCGCUGUG